Physella acuta is the source of this 1381-nucleotide messenger RNA. Its product is annotated as sodium-coupled monocarboxylate transporter 2. Gene Ontology annotation, cellular component: membrane. The record is from RefSeq and is a predicted model, not a curated record. Lineage: Eukaryota; Metazoa; Mollusca; Gastropoda; Physidae. Gene Ontology annotation, biological process: sodium ion transport; transmembrane transport. Gene Ontology annotation, molecular function: symporter activity.
CAUAACGUAUUUAUAUUUAAGAAACAUAAAAACCACGAAACAAAAUGCAGAAUAUUUUCUUAAACAUUAUGGUACGGAAAUUUAUUUUCACAUUUCAAAGAGAAUAGGACAAUAUAGCUUUAAAUGUAAUAUAAAAGCUCGACAAAAAACAAAUCUGCAAACUGUAUCUGUAAAUCUAGUUGGUCUUUUAAAAAGCAGUCACAGUCUAAAGAUGGACGUAGAGACCAGCAUCCAAGUGGCCGACUAUGUUGUAUGUGUUGUUGUCUUGUUGAUUCCUAUGGCCAUCGGGAUUUUGUUCGCUGUUAAAGACGCGAAGAAGGCGACCAGAGAGGAAUAUUUGUUUGGAGGGAGACGGAUGUCCCUAGGGCCUGUGGCGUUGUCACUUUUUGCAACAUACAUGUCAGGCAUUGCUAUAAUCGGCACCACUGCUGACAUGUACACGAACGGAGCCAUGAUAACCAUCAUGUAUGUUGGAAUUUCUGUCAGCUACGCAAUCGGUCUGUUCACCAUUGUGCCGCUGUUCUAUUCGCUACAACUGACAAGUAUCUAUGAGUACUUCGAGUUGAGGUUCCACUCACGUGCAGUGAGGAUGUCAGCACUGACCGUUGGUAUGUUACAGACCAUCUGCUACAUGGCUGUAGCUCUCUACAGUCCAGCUCUAGGGCUACAGACAACAGCAAACAUUCCAUUAUGGAUGUCUAUUGUUAUUGUUGGCAUCAUCGGCACCGUGUACUCAGCUCUGGGUGGUAUCAAGAGCGUUGUCUGGGCGGACGCUUUUCAAUGUUUCGUCAUGUUUGGUGGGGCUCUUCCUAUUAUUAUCGUAGGUAUAAAAACAGCAGGUGGGUGGUCAGAAGCGUGGCCACUAGCUGUGAAAGGUGGAAGAGUUUCUUUUGACUCGUUCGACAUUGAUCCUAGAGAAAGACAUACCUGGUGGGGAAUGGUCCUAGGCUGCGCUUUCAUGUGGCUAGGCAGUACAUUCAACCAGUCAACCAUCCAAAGGUUGUGUGCCAUGAAGACAAUGAGAGACGCCAAGCUGUCGUUUAUCCUAAACAUCCCAAUUAUUUUAUUUUACGGCGUUGUGAUGUUUUUUGUUGGCUUCGGAGUUUACGUGUAUUUUACAACCAUUCAAUGUGACCCAGUUACUAGCGGUUUAAUCAGCAACAGAAACCAAAUUAUGCCAUUCUCCGUGAUGCACGCUCUAAAAGACAUGCCUGGGUUGGCUGGUCUUUUCAUGGCCACACUGUUCAGUGCUUCACUCAGUACUAUUUCAUCAGGUUGGUUCAGUGCUUCACUCAGUACUAUAUGGUGUCAUUUGCGCCUGGAGUUUUUCAAAGACACAGCUCUGGCAACUAAAGCACCACAGCCUUAUGUAAAGCCUUAA